Acanthosepion pharaonis is the source of this 1185-nucleotide messenger RNA. NCBI's taxonomy places the organism in Eukaryota, Metazoa, Mollusca, Cephalopoda, Sepiida, Sepiidae. The record is from the annotation of a GenBank genome assembly.
AUGCGCGCGAUACGACGUGCCUGCUCUAGACCCCGAACUGGAUUACCAAGAAGGCAAGGUACCCGUUUAACAAGUGUUUCGAAUCCGGCUUCUGUCGGUGGCGAGGGAAAUUCAAUGAAGGACAAAAUGCCACUCACCAGAAAAUGCAGAAUGCCGAGCAAAAUAUCCUUUCGUGUGGCUCAUGUAUCGGGCCAAGACGUCAACUACAGAGCAACAGAACUCAACCAUCAUGGACCCCUAACAAAAGGAUGGCAGUCGAGCAGAUUUUGUAUGUAUCCACAAGACAUCGUUCUUCAACUCAAUGGACGAGCCAGAAUCAAGAAGAUACAAAUUCUCUCUCAUCAAUACCUGAUCACAUCUAAGAUUGAAAUUUUUAUCGGUGAUGUUGCCGAAGAAACCCAAGUGGACAUCAAAAACGUCCGAUAUAUUCGCCUUGGGUACAUUUCUUUAUCCACUAAUGAGAAAACCAACUUCCGCGCCCGGGAACUGAAAUCGGUCCAAGUUGACGCCACUGGCUAUUUUCUGAAACUUAACCUGCACAAGAACUAUAUCAACAAACACAACCUUUACAAUCAGGUUGGCAUUGUUGCCAUAAAUAUUAUUGGAGAUGAAGUCCUGGAUGAUGCAAAACAUGUCUCAACUCCAAUUCUAGAAGAGGAACCAGUUGUAGAAUCGCCACUGGACGUUUUUUCCAAGCCCGAUUAUAUUUCACCUUUAGAUGAUCUGGCUUUUGACAUGUACCAAGAUCCUGAAGUGGCUCAGCUGAUCAGAAAACUCGAAAGGAAAAAACAAGAAGCUGUUCUUCAGGAACGAUAUGAGUUUGCAAAACGGAUUAAAACUGGAAUUGAAAAACUUCAAAAGGGUGGUGAACGAUUGGGUAAACUUGAAGUCGAAAAGCGACACGCUGCCGAGAAUGAAGAUUUCGACAAAGCAUUACAGAAAAAAUUACAAAUCGACGAUAUCAGACUGCAACUCUACAAACAAUUGGACCUUACUAAUCUUCUGGAAAUGAACUCUCCUUUAAUGUCUUUUCAACCUAUGGAAACUAAACCUUCUGACAAUCCCAAAGAAAUAACUGAUUUCAUUCCAAAGAUUGAUCUUUCUUCUCCGAUUUCUCUCUCAACUCAAAGAAGCGUGCCUCGAACGCCAUAUGAAGAACGGCCCUUACCAAUUACAAACAGGUAA